This is a messenger RNA of Syzygium oleosum, 2448 nucleotides long. Its product is annotated as protein FAR1-RELATED SEQUENCE 7-like. The record is from RefSeq and is a predicted model, not a curated record. Lineage: Eukaryota; Viridiplantae; Streptophyta; Magnoliopsida; Myrtales; Myrtaceae. The transcript has 3 exons. The coding region runs from base 26 to 1561 and encodes 511 amino acids. Gene Ontology annotation, biological process: regulation of DNA-templated transcription.
CCUCGUCGACAGCGACUUCUUACUCAUGGCCGAUGUCAAACUGGAGGGGGCAACGGCUAGUCUUGAACAUGGGUCCAACGACCUCUCGAUCUGCGGCAUCCACCAUCGCAACCACAGAGCUGGCGAGCCCGAGGAGAUGGCCUCGAACCAGCCGGGCAGCGAUCACUCUUUAGGAAUGGCCAUCGGCAACGAAGAUGAAUUGCAUUCCACUUCUGGCGCUAAUAUAGAUGAGGGGGAGCUCGAGUCCAACCCCAGGGAGCCGAGAGUGGGGAUGGAAUUCGAUUCAGAGAUGGCCGUGUAUAAGUUUUACCGCAGCUACGCUAAACAAACCGAUUUCAAUGUAAGAAUGGGAAAAGCAGAAUACUCUGGAAGCGACAAGGCCUUCUUAUGCUCUUACCAAGCCGACAAGUCCAAAGAGCAGAUCGCCAAGGCGACGCAGUACAAAAGACGGGACAUGAGAACAGGAUGUGAUGCUAAAAUCGAGUGCGUGGCAAACGAUGAAACGUGGAAGAUCUCCAAGGUCGUUCUCGAGCAUAAUCACGCGACAACGGCUCUUUCGACAAGUGGGAUUGUGGACGAAGUUAGGGCAGUUGGAGAGCGGGCUCUUGUUUCCGAUGCGGAUUACAGUGAUGUUGAUUGCCCAAGACCUGCGCCUGAGGAGACACAGGACUUGAUUGAUCACUUCAAGUGUCUUGCGAGGUUAGAUUGUUGUUCCUGUUACUCGUUGCGAGUGGUAGAGGCACGCGGCAUGGAGAAUUUUUUCUGGAGGGAUAGCCGGUCCAAGCUCGAUUACGAGCAUUUCAGCGAUCUUCUAGUCCUGGACACAAGAACUUGGAUCACCAAGUAUGGCAUAAUCUGUGCAACAUUUUGGGGACUUAAUCAUCACCGGCAGCCCACCAUAUUCGGACACGGUCUCUUGGUCGAUCGAACGGUGGGUUCGUUCCAUUGGCUGCUCGAUAGUUUCCUUGAAUCAAUGAACUGGCAGAAACCGCAGACAAUCAUUACUGAAUUCAGUGAAGAAAUCGCCGAAGCCGUAUCUCUUGUCUUGCCAGAGACCCGCCAUUGUCUGCCUGCUUGGUCUAUCUUGAACAGUUUCAGGAAGUACCUGUCUCCUUUGAGUAGCCAACUCGAUGUUGUCAACCUCUUCAGGGAGUGCCUCUUCCUCCACUCGCAGGAAGAAUUCAAGUCGAAGUGGAAUUCCUUUAUAGGAAAGUACAAGCUGCAUGACAACUCGUGGCUUGCUUCUUUGUAUAAAAUGCACGAGAAAUGGUCUCAUGCGUUCACGAAGAACUUCUUUUCUGUUGACCUACUCUCCAUACAAAAUGAUGAGGAUGCUAGUCACAUUGUCAGGAAUCUCUCCUCCGAGACCAUGACGCUAACAGAAAUUGCAUGCCGGUGUGAACAGGCGGCCAAGAAGAUACGCACAGAAGAAUUUCGCGAAGACAUGCUCUGCGAGAAAAACAAGGUGAAUUUGAAAACCAGGAGUCCAAUGGAGAAAGAAGCUGAACGACUCUAUACUCGAACUAUAAGAUGUUCCGAGAGGAGUUUAUCGAUUGCCUAACGCUGGCAGUUGAAGAAAUUAACAGCACGGAGACUCUUCGCAUGUUUCAGUUGACUGAAAAAGGCAGCACAAAGACACAGACCCUCAGCAGCAGAAAGGCACAGACCGUCAAGUUUGAUCCUUCCGAUUCAACAUUGGCAUGUAGCUGUGGGAAGUUCGAGUCGGUCGGUAUUUUAUGUGUUCAUGCCUUGAAAGUACUCAUCUUCAUGAAUAUUUUCAAGAUACCGUCUCGCUACUUGGUGAAACGAUGGACAAAAUCUGCCAAAGACAGCCUGCCGGUGGACAUCCCAGUGCAUGGACUGCACGUGAUGGAGUUCCGAUCAAUUCGUUUACGGGUGAGUUUAUGCGUAAGGCUUUGCAUGUAGCCCAUAUGUCUGUAAAUAAGAAGAGGAAGAGAAUAGCUAUGAGGUUCAUAGAUUUGGCAGUGGAGCACAUUGCAAAGGUUUUGAAAACGGAAGAAGUGGCAGUUGCUCUGGACGAUCCAGACGGUAAGGAUGAUAUGGAUUGGACCAUUUGUGAGUAUGCUCUCGAAACACAACUCGACCAGCAGAAUGCAGCUAAAUCUGGGAUGGGAUGUCCGAGAGGGAAACGCAAAGUUCUAGGCCAUCGACCAGCUGGUAAACGGGGACGUCUUAGCUGUAUUCCAGCAGGUGACAAUUAAGCAUGCGUUCAGGGAAUCAAAUCAGUGUGCGAAAAGCUAGCAAAGAUGAAAUUGAUGGCAUCUUACUAUAUGUAUCUACUUUCAAUUGUAUUCCUUCUGAAUUAGAAACUUCGGUUGUAUUAAAUAAGCAAAGAGCAAUAUCCCCGGAGACUCAGACUAGGAUUUGGCCUUGAUUUGUACUUCCUUAUUUGGAUUGUUUAUGUAAGCAUGUUUCUACUGAAAAAAA